AUGGAAAACGCCGCAAAUCAAUCGCAGGGAAAACAGCGUUCAAAUACGGAAAAAGGUUCAAAUGCACAAGCUGGAAAGCCGAAUCAGGUCAGCACAGUUUUGCUCUAUGGAAUUCCAAUCGUUUGUCUCUUUAUCGAAAACCAAGAACGUCUUUGUCUCGCGCAAAUUUCCAAUACACUCCUCAAGCAAUUCAGCUACAACGAAAUCCACAAUCGUCGAGUUGCUUUGGGAAUAACUUGCGUUCAAUGCACUCCCGUACAGUUAGAGAUCCUCCGAAGAGCCGGCGCGAUGCCUGUCUCUUCACGUCGUUGCGGCAUGAUUACUCGUCGUGAAGCAGAACGUCUUUGCAAGUCCUUCUUAGGCGAUAAUGCGCCGCCACGAUUGCCUGAUGACUUUGCUUUCAGCGUUUUUCACGAAUGUGCUUGGGGAUGUCGUGGUAGUUUCCUACCUUCGCGUUAUAACUCGUCACGAGCAAAAUGUAUCAAAUGCACUUAUUGCGGCUUGUUUUUCUCCCCGAACAAAUUCAUCUUUCACUCGCAUCGCUUGGGUCCGAAUGACAAAUACGUUCAACCGGAUGCCGCGAACUUUAACAGUUGGCGUCGUCACAUGAAGCUUCUCGGGACGCCGCCUGAUGAAAUUUCCUAUGCGUGGGAAGAUGUUAAAGCAAUGUUUAAUGGCGGCACUCGAAAACGUAUGAUAUCUUCGCCUCCGCGUUCGAGUAGUGUAGCAACUCCUACGCCAAGUAAACGAGCGAAAACUGAAAGUGAUUCAUCGAGCCAUCAUCAAUCGAGUUCGCCGCCAUCGUUACAUGGAGCUACUACAGCAACAACUCCCACGUCAGCAGUUCCUUUUCCGGUUCGACCCAUCAUUCAUCCAGUUGCGGCACAUUCAAAUAAUGCUCCAGCUACUACGAGAUUUCCCAAUGACCUCGCUUCGUUACCAUUUCCCCGUUGGAUGGACUACAUGUGGCAUGCUCAAUCCAAGCCCAUUCAUUUUCCGCCAUACGCUUUGCCUCGUCUGAAAUGGCCCUUGUUUAAUGCAUCGACAACGACAAAUACCGCCGGCGGCAAUGAAAGCAAUAAUUCCUCAGCAAAUACUUCGCCGACGGCAGCAACUACAGCUCCCGAUUCAGUCAAGUCGCUACAAUUUUAUAAUCACUCUGCUUUUAAGCCAGUCAUUAAUUCAGCCAUAAAAUUGAGUGCAUUAGAAGCGGGAGGCACAGGAACUACCUACAUUAGCGACGACGAGGUAGAGAUUCGAAAAAGUGUCGAACUAGAUGAAAAUGAACAAGAGUAUAAGCGAAGUACAGUGAUAAAAGAAUCCUUAUCGAGCGACGAUGAAAUGGUCGAUAUUGAAACGACAGAAGAUGACAUAGAGGAUACACGAAAAGAAUUGCAAAGGAAUUGUCAUGAAAGUAUCGAAAUAGGAAAACGCAGUGUGAGUCCAGCGAGAUUGUCGCCGGCAAUGCAUUCACCGACCAAAAUUAGGGCGGAUUACAAAAGAGAGGUCAAAAGCUUGCAGUAA
Messenger RNA from Culicoides brevitarsis, 1524 nucleotides. RefSeq names its product SKI family transcriptional corepressor 1 homolog-B (gene fuss). Lineage: Eukaryota; Metazoa; Arthropoda; Insecta; Diptera; Ceratopogonidae. Gene Ontology annotation, biological process: negative regulation of transcription by RNA polymerase II; negative regulation of BMP signaling pathway. The transcript has 3 exons. The record is from RefSeq and is a predicted model, not a curated record. Gene Ontology annotation, cellular component: transcription regulator complex; nucleus. Gene Ontology annotation, molecular function: SMAD binding; DNA-binding transcription factor activity, RNA polymerase II-specific; RNA polymerase II cis-regulatory region sequence-specific DNA binding. The coding region runs from base 1 to 1524 and encodes 507 amino acids.